CUAAAAUAGUCACCAAUUGCAUAGCUAGUGAACAGAACUUUUUGGCAACCCUUGGUUAUAAAACUGAAGCAUGAAAGAACAAAUAGACACUCACCAGCAGAAGAGAACUCAAACAUCUAUCUCAUCUCUGAGGUUAUCCAAUAUAUAACAUGGGUGCAGGUGGGCGGAUGUCAGACCCAUCUGAGGGCAAAAACAUCCUCGAACGUGUCCCCAUUGAUCCACCAUUCACUCUAAGUGAUCUAAAGAAAGCAAUCCCUGCUCACUGCUUCGAACGAUCUGUCAUCCGUUCAUCUUACUAUGUUGUUCACGACCUCAUUGUGACCUAUGUCUUCUACUUCCUUGCCAACACAUACAUCCCUCUUCUCCCUACCCCGUGGGCUUACUUAGCAUGGCCGGUUUACUGGUUUUGUCAAGCUAGCAUCCUCACUGGGCUAUGGGUUAUCGGUCACGAAUGUGGUCACCAUGCCUUUAGUGAUUACCAGUUGAUCGAUGACGCUGUUGGGUUCGUCCUCCACUCUGCUCUUUAUACCCCUUAUUUCUCUUGGAAAUACAGCCAUAGGAACCACCAUGCCAACACGAAUUCACUUGAUAACGAUGAAGUUUACAUUCCUAAACGCAAGUCCAAAAUUGCCAUUUAUUCAAAGCUUCUUAACAAUCCCCCAGGUCGAGUGUUCACUUUGGUUUUCAGGUUAACUCUAGGGUUUCCUUUGUAUCUCUUGACUAACAUUUCUGGCAAGAAAUACGGGAGGUUCGCCAACCACUUUGAUCCACUAAGUCCGAUUUUCACCGAGCGUGAAAGAAUUCAGGUUGUUAUAUCUGAUAUUGGUAUUCUCGCGGUUUUGUACGCAACUAAGCUACUUGUAGAAGCGAAGGGGGUAGCUUGGGUGACAAGCAUGUAUUUAAUUCCGGUGCUAGGUGUACACAUGUUUUUCGUGUUGAUCACAUAUUUGCACCACACCCAUCUCUCAUUACCUCAUUAUGAUUCAACUGAAUGGAACUGGAUUAGAGGGGCAUUAUCAACAAUUGAUAGGGAUUUCGGAUUCCUUAAUAGGGUUUUCCAUGAUGUCACCCACACUCACGUCUUGCAUCAUUUGAUCUCGUACAUUCCACAUUAUCAUGCAAAGGAGGCAAGGGACGCAAUCAAGCCAGUCUUGGGUGAGUUUUAUAAGAUCGAUAGGACCCCGAUAUUCAAGGCGAUGUGGAGAGAGGCCAAGGAAUGCAUCUACAUUGAACCGGAUGAAGAUAGCGAACACAAAGGCACAUAUUGGUACCAUAAAAUGUAAUCAGUGUACACGAACAAUGCAAGUGUCCUACUUUAUAUUCCCUAUAUAAUAAGGGUUGUGCAUGGCUCAACCGUGCAUGUUGAUUACGUAGUAUCAUUUAUAUGAAAUUUCUUACUUGUGAUCUUCUGAGUGUACCUAUUAUUUCUAAUUUUAUGUACUGUAUAAAUACACAAGUGGUACCAUAUUA
Messenger RNA from Helianthus annuus (common sunflower), 1470 nucleotides. RefSeq names its product delta(12) fatty acid desaturase DES8.11. Gene Ontology annotation, biological process: lipid metabolic process. The record is from RefSeq and is a predicted model, not a curated record. Lineage: Eukaryota; Viridiplantae; Streptophyta; Magnoliopsida; Asterales; Asteraceae. Bases 150 to 1283 code for a protein of 377 amino acids. Gene Ontology annotation, molecular function: oxidoreductase activity, acting on paired donors, with oxidation of a pair of donors resulting in the reduction of molecular oxygen to two molecules of water. The transcript has 2 exons.